AUGUCUUCAACAACUAUAACUGCGUCCAGUAUGGCGAUGACAUCUACCACCUCGGCCUCCAUGAACAUGGCCUUCAAUACUGAGAAUCUUUCCACGAUGCUGUACUCGACUUCUUGGAUGCCCACUAGUACUGGCGGCUACGUGGGUACUUGGCUUUUUCUCUUCUUCCUCGCUGCGAUCUGGCGAGCCCUGAGUGCGAAGCUUGCCAAAUUGGACGCCUUCUGGGCCGCGAGAAGCGCAGGAUACCCAAUUCUUAUCAACGGUGGUCAGGAUAAGCCCUCACGUAAGAAAGUCAUACAAACAUGGCGGUUGUCAGUCAAUCUUCCUCGAGCGGCAUUGCGAAUGGUUAGCCAGGGGAUCGCAUAUCUUUUAAUGAUUGCGGUGAUGACUAUGAAUGUCGGGUUCUUCUUUGCUGUGCUUGUCGGGUAUUUCGUCGGCGAGCUCAUAUUUGGUCGACUUAGUCAGGGUGAAUAUGGGAGUUGA
Messenger RNA from Penicillium daleae, 483 nucleotides. Its product is annotated as copper transporter family protein. Gene Ontology annotation, biological process: intracellular copper ion homeostasis; copper ion transmembrane transport. Gene Ontology annotation, cellular component: plasma membrane. The transcript has 2 exons. The coding region runs from base 1 to 483 and encodes 160 amino acids. NCBI's taxonomy places the organism in Eukaryota, Fungi, Ascomycota, Eurotiomycetes, Eurotiales, Aspergillaceae. Gene Ontology annotation, molecular function: copper ion transmembrane transporter activity. The record is from RefSeq and is a predicted model, not a curated record.